Molecule: messenger RNA, 5541 nt
Organism: Neoarius graeffei (lesser salmon catfish)
Lineage: Eukaryota; Metazoa; Chordata; Actinopteri; Siluriformes; Ariidae
Gene: scn4aa
Product: sodium channel, voltage-gated, type IV, alpha, a
Exons: 25
Biological process (GO): sodium ion transmembrane transport; neuronal action potential; membrane depolarization during action potential
Cellular component (GO): voltage-gated sodium channel complex; axon; plasma membrane
Molecular function (GO): voltage-gated sodium channel activity; protein binding
Source: RefSeq, a predicted model, not a curated record
GUGUAUCUUCGCAAUGCGAAGAUGGCGAAGAUGGUCCCUACCACAGGCACCGAAGUGUUCCACCGCUUGACUCCGGAAUCACUGGCGGAGAUUGAGAGGCUUAUUGAGGAGAAGAAAGUCAGGAAGGAAGAAGAGGGUGUAGCUCCAGAGACAGAGCCAACAGCACCUAGCAGUGACCUGGAGGCAGGGAAGACUCUGCCCAUGAUCUAUGGAGAUCCACCAGAGGAGCUGCUCAACACACCGCUGGAAGACAUAGACCCCUUCUACAAAGCACAAAAAACAUUUAUUGUAAUCAGCAAAGGCAACACAAUCUACAGGUUUAAUGCAGAACCAUCCUGUUACAUUAUCAGCCCAUUUAACAUCAUGAGAAGAGCAGCCAUUAGAAUUCUCAUACAUUCAUAUCCUUAAUGCUUAUUUAGCAUGUUCAUCAUGAUUACCAUUCUCGCCAACUGUGUAUUCAUGACGAUGAGCAACCCUCCUGCCUGGAGUAAAACUGUGGAGUAUGUCUUUACUGGUAUAUAUACUUUUGAGGCAUCAAUUAAAGUGGUGUCACGAGGCUUCUGUAUUGGCUCUUUUACAUUCCUUCGUGAUCCAUGGAACUGGCUGGAUUUCAUGGUGAUUAGCAUGGCGUACAUCACAGAGUUUGUUGACCUCGGCAAUGUGUCAGCGCUUAGGACGUUCCGUGUGCUCAGAGCUCUGAAAACAAUCACUGUUAUUCCUGGCUUGAAAACUAUUGUUGGAGCUCUGAUCCAGUCUGUCAAGAAAAUGGUGGAUGUGAUGAUUCUGACCAACUUUGCUCUGGCUGUGUUUGCCCUCAUUGGCCUGCAGCUAUUCAUGGGGAACCUGCGCCACAAGUGUAUACGCUGGCCCAUUUCGAACAGCACUAUGGAUGAGUACAACUCCACACUGACCUACAACACCUCCUUCAUCAACAACACUUUUGACUUCACAGCCUACAUUGAAAAUGAAGAAAAUCAGUACUUUCUGGAUGGUAGCUUAGAUGCUUUACUAUGUGGCAACAGUUCUGAUGCUGGAAAGUGUCCAGAAGGAUACAUGUGCAUGAAGGCUGGAAGGAACCCGAAUUACGGCUACACCAGCUUCGACAAUUUCGGCUGGGCCUUCCUUGCUCUCUUUAGGUUGAUGACUCAGGACUACUGGGAGAAUCUCUUUCAGCUGACCCUCCGUGCAGCUGGGAAAACCUACAUGCUUUUUUUUGUGGUGGUUAUAUUUCUGGGAUCGUUCUACCUCAUCAACCUAAUCCUGGCUGUAGUUGCCAUGGCAUAUGAUGAACAGAAUCAGGCCACAAUUGCUGAGGCCCGGGAAAAAGAGGAAGAAUUUCAGAGACUGCUGGAGCAGCUCAAAAACCAAGAGCAACAGUUGCAAGCUGGUAGCAAGGCAUCACUGGCCAGUCAGACAACUCUGAGCAGAGGGUCAGAAAUGGCGGAUGAUGGGGAUGAUGUAAUAAAGGAUUGUAAUGGUAGGAUUAUUCCCCGUCUAGUCAUCCAUAGAGCCCCAACUAUGGUAAAGUCAGCACCAGAAGAUGAGCAAAAAGCUGACAAUAAGUCAAUGUGCUCCCAGCAUAGCAAGAUGUACCUGGAACAUCCUGGGCUCUCUCACAGAACAGCCAGUGCCUUGAGUGUGCGCAGUGCAACUAAAGAAGAGUUGGAGGAGGCCCAGAGGCCUUGUCCUCCAGGCUGGUAUAAGUUUGCUGACAUCUUUUUGAAGUGGGACUGCUGUGCACCAUGGAUGGUCUUCAAGAAAUGGGUCCAUUUUGUGGUGAUGGAUCCUUUUGUGGACCUGGGUAUCACAAUUUGUAUUGUGCUCAAUACACUUUUCAUGGCUAUGGAGCACUAUCCUAUGAGUCCAGAAUUUGAACAUGUGCUCACUGUUGGCAACUUGGUGUUCACUGGUAUUUUCACAGCUGAAAUGGUGUUCAAGCUCAUUGCCAUGGACCCCUACUACUACUUCCAGGUGGGCUGGAACAUAUUUGACAGCAUCAUCGUCACUCUUAGCCUGGUGGAGUUAGGCCUGGCCAAUGUGCAGGGUCUGUCUGUCCUCAGAUCCUUCCGUUUGCUGCGAGUCUUUAAGCUGGCUAAAUCCUGGCCUACUCUCAACAUGCUGAUCAAAAUCAUUGGGAACUCAGUGGGGGCCCUGGGGAACCUGACUCUGGUGCUGGCCAUCAUUGUCUUCAUCUUCGCUGUCGUAGGCAUGCAGCUCUUUGGCAAGAGUUACAAGGACUGCGUGUGUAAGAUUGCAGAGGAUUGCCAGCUGCCCCGUUGGCACAUGAAUGAUUUUUUCCAUUCAUUCCUCAUUGUCUUCCGCAUCCUGUGUGGCGAAUGGAUUGAAACAAUGUGGGACUGCAUGGAGGUGGCUGGAGCAAGCAUGUGCCUUGUGGUUUUCCUCAUGGUCAUGGUCAUAGGAAACCUGGUGGUGCUGAACUUGUUCCUUGCCUUGCUGCUCAGCUCAUUCAGCGGGGACAAUCUCUCAGCAAGUGAUGAAGAUGGUGAGAUGAACAAUCUCCAGAUUGCCAUUGGACGCAUCACCAGGGGCAUUAACUGGGUCAAAUCCUUCAUCCUCGGCACUGUACAGCAGAUCAUGCGCAGGAAGCUUCCUGAGGGUGAUACAGGAGAAACAGAACGUGAUGAUACAGACAAAAAGGAAAGCGUUUCAUUAAACCACCUUGUUGAAGGGAAGAUGGCAGACGGGUUGAACAACUGUCUUGAGGCUCUGACCUUGAACGUACCAAUUGCCAAAGCUGAGUCUGAUGUUGAAGAUGAGGAGUCAGAGAAUUCAUCAGAUGUAGAGGAUGCAAACAAAAAGAAGGGUGUUCUCAAUGAUGGAGACUGUUCAGUGUGUAGUACAGUGGACUACAGACCUCCAGAACCCCCACUUGUGGAAGAGGAGGAAGACGAACCAGAGCCUGAUGAUCCAGAAGCCUGUUUUACUGAAAACUGUGUGAGACGAUGUCCAUGUCUGAAUGUGGAUAUCACUCAGGGAAGGGGAAAGAUUUGGUGGAAUCUGCGUAGAACUUGCUACACCAUAGUGGAGCAUACUUACUUUGAAAGCUUCAUCAUCUUCAUGAUUCUUCUCAGUAGUGGUGCACUGGCUUUUGAAGACAUUUACAUUGAGCGUCGCAUGGUGAUUAAGAUUAUCUUGGAGUAUGCAGACAAAGUCUUCACAUAUGUUUUUGUAAUAGAGAUGCUACUGAAAUGGGUUGCAUAUGGCUUCAAGACUUACUUCACCAAUGCCUGGUGCUGGCUGGACUUUCUAAUUGUUGAUGUGUCACUUAUCAGUUUAGCAGCAAAUCUGUUGGGCUAUUCAGAACUGGGUCCAAUAAAGUCUCUCAGAACUCUUAGGGCACUUCGACCUUUACGUGCCCUUUCCAGAUUUGAAGGAAUGAGGGUGGUAGUGAACGCACUGCUGGGUGCCAUUCCUUCCAUCAUGAAUGUGCUCCUGGUGUGUCUAAUAUUCUGGCUGAUCUUCAGUAUUAUGGGGGUCAACCUGUUUGCUGGAAAAUUCUACCGCUGCAUUAAUACCACCACAGAAGAACUUUUCCCUCUUGAGCAAGUGAACAACAUAAGUGACUGCAUAGCACUAAUGCACACGAAUGAAACACGCUGGGUCAAUGUCAAGGUCAACUAUGACAAUGUGGGAUUGGGUUAUCUUUCCCUGUUACAAGUGGCUACAUUUAAAGGCUGGAUGGACAUUAUGUAUGCUGCAGUGGAUUCCAGAGAGGUGGAAGAACAGCCAUCAUAUGAGAUUAACAUAUAUAUGUAUCUGUAUUUUGUCAUCUUCAUCAUCUUUGGCUCCUUCUUCACCCUCAACCUCUUCAUUGGUGUCAUCAUUGACAACUUUAAUCAGCAAAAGCAAAAGUUCGGUGGGGAAGAUCUCUUCAUGACAGAGGAGCAGAAAAAGUACUACAAUGCCAUGAAAAAGCUGGGUUCCAAGAAGCCUGCCAAACCCAUACCUCGCCCUACGAAUAUGAUCCAGGGCAUGGUGUUUGACUUCAUCUCUCAGCAGUUCUUUGACAUCUUCAUCAUGGUGCUAAUUUGCCUCAACAUGGUUACCAUGAUGAUUGAGACAGAUGACCAAAGUGCAGAGAAAAUAAAUGUUCUCUACCAGAUCAACCUAAUUUUCAUUGUUGUCUUCACUGGAGAGUGCCUCCUCAAAAUGUUGGCACUGAGACAAUACUUCUUCACUGUGGGAUGGAAUGUGUUUGAUUUCAUCGUUGUCAUUCUUUCAAUAGCUGGACUUGCGCUGUCAGAUAUAAUUGAGAAGUACUUUGUGUCCCCCACCCUGUUCCGUGUCAUCCGCUUGGCUAGAAUUGGCCGUGUGCUGCGUCUUAUCAAAGGGGCAAAGGGCAUCAGGACACUUUUAUUUGCUCUGAUGAUGUCACUUCCUGCCCUGUUCAACAUCGGCCUGCUUCUCUUCCUUAUCAUGUUCAUCUUUUCCAUCUUUGGAAUGUCUAACUUUGCCUAUGUGAAAAAGGAGGCUGGUGUUGAUGACAUUUUUAACUUUGAGACCUUUGGGAAUAGCAUCCUCUGCUUAUUUGAGAUCACAACUUCAGCUGGUUGGGAUGGGCUACUGCUACCUAUGCUAAACAGCGGCCCUCCUGACUGUGACCCUGACAUUGAAAACCCUGGAACAAAAGUGAGGGGCAACUGUGGCAACCCAGGCAUGGGCAUCAUGUUCUUCUGCAGUUACAUUAUCAUGUCUUUCUUAGUGGUGGUGAACAUGUAUAUUGCCAUCAUCCUGGAGAACUUCAAUGUUGCCCAGGAGGAGAGCAGUGACCCACUAUGUGAGGAGGACUUUGAGAUGUUUAAUGAGACUUGGGAGAAGUUUGACACAGAAGGCACUCAAUUUUUGGACUAUGACCAUGUGUUUAACUUUGUUGAUGCACUGCAAGAACCCUUACGUAUUCACAAACCUAACAGAAUCACACUGGUCAAUAUGGAUCUGCCGGUUGUAAUAGGAGACAAAAUCCACUGUCUAGAUAUUAUGCUGGCCGUCACCCAACAAGUGCUGGGAGACACUACUGAGAUGGCAGCCAUGAGAGAGAGUAUGGAGGCAAAGUUCAAGAUGAACAACCCAAGUACUGCAUCCUUUGAGCCCAUCAUCACCACACUAAGGAGAAAGGAGGAGGCGCGGGCAGCUACUCUGAUCCAACAUGCAUACCGCAAACACCUCCUCAGACGCGCUAUCCACCAUGCCUCCUUCAUGCAUCGCUCCAAGAAAAGAAAAGUGAGGCGACAGGAGGACGAGGAACUGCCAGAAAUGGAGGGUCUGAUAGCACGAAAGAUGAAUGCUCUCUAUGGCAGUAAUGCAGAGCUGGCUAUGGCUCUGGAGCUUAAGUCCAGGCCCAUGCCAGUCAAACCCACUUCAACUGGUCUCAUAGUGCCAGCACCCUACAGACAAGCCCAAGGACGACAAAGAGUAGUGCCAGUAGAAGUCACAAAUGACAUAGUUCUUCGUUCUGCACCCACAACUAUGCGGAAUUCUUCGAGUUCAGAGGUGGCAGCAGCAAAAGAAUCAAUAAUAUAG